AAAAGACAACCCUCGAUUGCAGCGACGUAACAGUUGGCAGUGUAGUUGAACAGAGAAUACGUCUAGAUAUUGCUAAUUGCUUGUCAGCGAGGGCAGAAUAAAAGGGAGUAGAGGAAAUUGAUAAAAAUCAAGAAUCGGCAAAAGAACCAAGAGUAUAAUCCAAGUGCAAAACUGGGUUAGCAACAAAGUGGGACUAUUGCUAAUAACAAAAUGGCAUCAAGAAGUCACCAGUAUUUUAGUUUGCGUUGGAACAAUUACCAAAACACCAUGACUUCGGUGUUCCAGCAAUUACGUGAAGAUUUAUCUUUUGUGGAUGUGACCCUUUCCUGUGAGCAUGGUUCGCUUAAAGCACAUAAGGUUGUUUUAUCCGCCUGCUCAUCAUAUUUUCAAAAACUACUUUUGGAAAAUCCCUGCAAACAUCCCACUAUCAUACUUCCGGGCGAUAUUAUAUUCACAGACUUGAAGACCAUUAUUGAUUUCGUUUAUCGCGGAGAAAUUGAUGUUACCGAAUCUGAAUUACAGGGUUUAUUACGUACAGCCGAACAGCUUAAAAUCAAGGGACUUUGUGAGACAGCCGAAAAUACAGACGAUCUAAACGAUUCGGCUACAGCUACAAUCACCGUAUCGGAGAAUAUACAGCAAGCCGUUGUUGGUAAUAUCGUGAAUGCUACAGUAGCAACGGGUCAACUCUCACCCAAUAUACCACAUCAAUCGCAACAGCAGCAACAACAACAGAUCACCACUAAUACGGCAGUGCUCACGCAUAAUAUUGGCAACGUGACUACAGCAAAUACACAACAAAUUGGAUCUGCCACAGCGAAUGUCACUGGACAGUUAGUUAGUGCGGGCACUGCGGUACAACAGCAACAACUUGGACGUAAAUCUCGUGUACGUAAGCGUUCCAAGUCACCAGAUAUACAACAUCAAGUACAGAGUACACAACAUCCACAAACUAUUUUAAUACAGAAUCAAAAUCAAGCCGCUAUCGUUAGUUUACAACAGACGUCAUCUGGUAAUUAUAUACCGGUAUCCGGUGUACAAACGGUUAGCACUAGCGGUGUUGGGCAACAGCAGACGGUAAUCACUGGUGACGAUUCGGAUACGGAUAAACCGUCGAAAAUCUGUAAGACAGAAACAGCGUCAGCGUCACCGACGUCCAGCGUAUCUGGUGUAUCGGGCACGAAUAAUGCUGGAAGCGUAACGACAGUUGCAGCACCAGGUACAGCGAUUGUUACGCAGAUUGUAGUCGCACGAGACGGCAAAGAUAAAAAUAUGACUAGUUUAGGAAUGGGAAUGAAUGGCGGAAUUCUUGGAGUGCCAAUGGGCUUUUUAGAUUUUGCACCAGAACCACCAGCACCAUCAGCCACACCUGUAACAGUAACGGAACAUGUCGAUUUAUCAUGUAAUCCUAAUACCGACACUCGAGAUUUAUCAAACCCCACCGAAGCACUGGAUAUCGACAAUCAUUUAGCCCAACACAUGAUACAACGGCUUGAUCAAUCUCCGAUGCAUGCUAUACAUCAUCAGACCGGCGAUGAAAGUAAUUCGAAUUUAGUGCAGCAUAUUAAGAGUGAGGUGAUUGAUGCGAAACAGCAACAACAAGUGCAGCAACAGCAACAUCACCAACAGCAACAACAUCAAUUGCAUGCUCAACAACUCUCACAAAAUCAAGCACAGCAACAGCAACAUCAACAGCAUCAAGUACACCAACAAACAGCACACUCACAUACAACACACGUCCAACAGCAAGCACAAUCACAUCAGGAUCUAACCGGAGCAACAGUAAUGGAAAUCGAUCCAAGCCAAAUAAAACAUGAACCGGGAAUGAUCAUAACACCGGAAAUCGUUAAUAUGAUGACAACUGGGCAUAUGGAUAUGUACAAUUCUGAUACAAGUGAGGAUUCAAUGAUGAUAGCAAAUGGCUCACCAAAUGAUCAAACUGAGCCACAUUACACUAAUUUGGACCAACAGCAUGUGGAUGGUAAAGGUCAGUUUAAUGGUCCCAAAACUUGGACUCAAGAUGAUAUGAAUUCAGCUUUAGAUGCAUUGAAGAAUCAAAAUAUGAGUCUUACAAAAGCAUCAGUUACAUAUGGUAUACCAUCGACAACUUUAUGGCAACGUGCCCAUCGUAUGGGCAUUGAAACGCCAAAGAAGGAGGGUGGUACGAAAUCAUGGAAUGAGGAUUCUUUAAAUAAUGCUUUAGAAGCCCUACGUUCUGGGCAAAUAUCAGCAAAUAAAGCGUCCAAAGCCUUUGGUAUACCAUCGUCGACUUUGUAUAAAAUAGCGCGACGUGAAGGUAUUCGUUUGGCAGCACCAUUUAAUGCGGCACCAACAACGUGGACACCAGAAGAUUUAGAGCGUGCAUUGGAAGCAAUACGUGCUGGUCAUACGUCCGUACAGAAGGCCAGCGCUGAAUUUGGCAUACCAACGGGCACCUUAUACGGCCGUUGCAAGCGCGAAGGUAUUGAGUUAUCACGUUCGAAUCCCACACCAUGGUCGGAAGACGCAAUGAAUGAAGCUCUGAAUUCAGUACGAAUUGGCCAGAUGUCUAUUAACCAGGCCGCAAUUCAUUACAACCUUCCCUACAGCUCUUUGUAUGGUCGCUUUAAGCGUGGAAAAUAUGACGUUACUAAUACCAGUAGCACCUCCAUUAAUAAUGCAUCAGGAAAUACUUCGGGAAGCAUCGAAAUUAUCGAACAUAGUCAAGAAAACUCGUUACAUAUAUUUCAGCAACAGUUCCAGUAUAGUCCGUCGCCACACCAACAACCUCAGCAUGGCGGUCAAACUCAAUCACAGACACCUCAACAUUUAACUCAGCAUGUUGUACACAUUCAACAACCACAGACUCAUCAUCAGCAGCAACAAGUACAUGCUCAACAACAGCAACAUAUCCAGCAGCAACAAGAUGUUGUAACAUCCAGCAGCCAGGUGGCACACAGCAGUGCAGGUGCUGGUCAACAGCAGCAACAACAAAUUCAACAGAUCUAUCAUCAUCACAGCACGCCGGAAAGAAGUUGAGAAUCACUGCAACAAGCAGCUAGCAACAGCAACUCAACAACAACUAACAGCAGCAACAACAAUAAGAGGAAGAAAAACUCGAAAGGUAAACGUUGAGAAUGGCGGCGGCGGCAGCACAACACCAGUGAUGUGUUUUUGCGUACGACGGUUUGCAAUAAGAAAGUGAAACAACAACAACAACCAUCACAACAACAGCAACAGCAAAUACGAAGAACUAAACAAGUUACUAAAAGAAAUUUAAAUGCGAAGAAGGCAAAUGUAGAACGUCCAAAAUUUCAAUUAAAAUUAUUUGCGGGCAUUUAAGCAUUGAAUUUGUUUUUGACAAAUACUUCGUUGAAAUGAUGGAAUUAAAAACCGUUAAACCGAAUUAUAAAAAAAUUAUAUAUGACGAAAAUCUAUGGGGCUUUUUGGAGUAUGAUGAAUGAUACAUAUACAUACAUAAUAAUGAUAAAUGAUUUGAAUUAGUAACUAAUAGUGAAAGCAGCGUUCAACAUAACAAAUACUUUCCUAUAACUAAACAGAAAACAGAAGGAGUGUACGCUCCCACGUUCACACUCCUUUAAGGGAAAAGUUUUAGAAAUACACACAAAAAAUAAAAAAAAAAAAACAAAACAAAGAAAUAAAUGGGGGACGUAGAAUGAAUUAAGGGCGUAUAAUAGUAUUCACGAAUGCCAAGUGAUUGUCCACGGGUUUGACCAUAAAAACGAAAUAAAGUUUAAUUCACUGAUGUUGAAUAUAUCCUUAACAAAAAAAAAAAGAAAAGAAAAAUCAAAUGGAUUAUCCUUUUGCAUAAUAGAAGAAAAUGGAUUUGAAAAAUGAAUUGUAUUUUUGAUAAUUGAAUAGUAGCAAAACAAUAUUGAAUAAAAUUAAAAUUAUACAUAGUAGAUGGAUGCACUUUUCGGACGAGUAACGUACGAAACAGAGUCAAAGUCAAAAUAUUUUGGAGUCGUGACAAAAUUAUCAAUAAGUUCUUUCACCACUAGAUUUAGUGCUAAACAAAAAAUAGUUUUUAUCUUAACAUAAACAUUACACGGUUUUGUCAAUCAAAACUAGUAAUAGAUACAAAAAAAAACCUAGGUUAAAAUGUAACACGUUUACCGAAGUGAAUUAAAAAAAAAUAUAUACAAAUAAUUGAAAUAGAAUUAUUCGAUUGGUUUGCGUUCAUCUUUUGGCUUUUCGUUGAAUAAUAUUAUGUAUGCGAUAUACUUACAGAUGUAUGUAGUAGAUGCCUAAAAUAAUGUUGAUAAUUUCGCUUGUAACUAAUAGUUAAGUUUUCUUUUGUUCCAAACAACAACAAAAACUACAAAAAAAUGAAACAUUCAUUGAACAAAAAUUGGAUAUUUUUAUUUUAAAAAUCUAUAUCACUCACAUAAAACC
Messenger RNA from Zeugodacus cucurbitae (melon fly), 4395 nucleotides. It is a transcript of the gene psq, whose product is annotated as transcription factor GAGA. The transcript has 10 exons. The coding region runs from base 211 to 3018 and encodes 935 amino acids. Gene Ontology annotation, molecular function: DNA binding; protein binding. Lineage: Eukaryota; Metazoa; Arthropoda; Insecta; Diptera; Tephritidae. Gene Ontology annotation, biological process: regulation of transcription by RNA polymerase II. The record is from RefSeq and is a predicted model, not a curated record. Gene Ontology annotation, cellular component: nucleus.